GCUGAGAGGAGCUAUCACAUGGGGAGCCGGGAGCUGCUCAGCAAAGGUGACCUCUUAGACCCUGGAGCAGCAAGAGAAAUUCUGAGAGACAGUUCAAGUUCAACAAAUAUUGACUGCAUGCCUAUUAUGUCCUAGGCCCACAGCCCUUCCCAUGCAGCAUGGCACAGUGGGCUGGAGUCCUAGGCCUGGAGCCCGACUGCUGGGGUGUGCCUGGAUUUUGCCACUUACUAGCUGUGUGGUCUUGGAUCCCUUUAUGAGGAAACUGAAGUUCAGAAGAGUCACAGACUUAGUAAUUCCCAGGCCUGGGAUGGGGAACCAAAUAUUGUGGUCCUUCUACACUCCAACAGCUGCUACAGUUCCGAGGAGAUAAGAAAUCAGGAAAUUUAAAUAAACAACACCAAAACUGGGGCACUAUCCCAGAACUCAGCAAGAACUUGGGAAAGGGAAACAGAGGAUUCAGAAUCCCUGGAUAACAGUCCUUGAAAGGGAGAAGGGCAUGGAGAACGGAGGAAAAGAAGUGGAAAAGAAGGAGCUGGAGAGCACUCAGAAGGUGGAGCAUUGAGUGGGUGGGGUUCCCACAUCACUCAUGUGGCCUGCUUCUUUGCAGGCUCCCAGACAGACCUUGGAGCUACCUCCUGUCAGGAAGGGAAUAUGAACUACUGAGCCCUCAGCUGCCUGGCCUGGUGCUCUGUACCUGGACGAGCCUUCCCAGGAAGGCUGGUGAUAAGAGCCUGCCAGAGAGGCUUGAGCAGAAAGCACCCACCAUAAAACUGGGAAGCCUGGACCUGGGCUCGCCAUCCCAGGGUCACUGGACUAGGAUGGGGGAUGGGCCUGUGACAGGAGGUGGCCUGGGUGUCCUCUUUCGGCCCCAUGGAGUCCUCAUCCAUCCCUCAGUCAUCAGGGAACUCUUCUACUUUGGCCAGGGUCCCUCAAACCCCAGGCCCCUCUACUGCCAGUGGGGUCCCGGAGGUGGGGCUACGGGACGUGGCUUCGGAAUCUGUGGCCCUCUUCUUCAUGCUCCUGCUGGACUUGACUGCGGUGGCUGGCAACGCUGCUGUCAUGGCUGUUAUCGCCAAGACGCCUGCCCUCCGGAAAUUUGUCUUCGUCUUCCACCUCUGCCUGGUGGACCUGUUGGCUGCCCUGACCCUCAUGCCCCUGGCCAUGCUCUCCAGCUCCACCCUCUUUGACCACGCUCUCUUUGGGGAGGUCACCUGCCGCCUCUACUUGUUCCUGAGCGUCUGCUUUGUCAGCCUGGCCAUCCUCUCGGUGUCGGCCAUCAACGUGGAGCGCUACUAUUACGUGGUCCACCCCAUGCGCUACGAGGUGCGCAUGACACUGGGGCUGGUGGCCUCUGUGCUGGUGGGUGUGUGGGUGAAGGCCUUGGCCAUGGCUUCUGUGCCUGUGUUGGGCAGGAUCUCCCGGGAGGAAGGAGCUCCCAGCGUCUCCCCAGGCUGCUCGCUCCAAUGGAGCCACAGUGCCUACUGCCAGCUUUUUGUGGUGGUCUUUGCUGUCCUUUACUUCUUGUUGCCCCUGCUCCUCAUCCUUGUGGUCUACUGCAGCAUGUUCCGAGUGGCUCGCGUGGCUGCCAUGCAGCAUGGGCCCCUGCCCACGUGGAUGGAGACACCCCGGCAACGCUCCGAAUCUCUCAGCAGCCGCUCCACGAUGGUCACCAGUUCGGGGGCCCCCCAAACCACCCCACACCGGACAUUUGGGGGAGGGAAGGCAGCAGUGGUUCUCCUGGCCGUGGGGGGACAGUUCCUGCUCUGUUGGUUGCCCUACUUCUCUUUCCACCUCUAUGUCGCCCUGAGUGCUCAGCCCAUUUCAACUGGACAGGUGGAGAGUGUGGUGACCUGGAUUGGCUACUUCUGCUUCACUUCCAACCCUUUCUUCUAUGGAUGUCUCAACCGGCAGAUCCGCGGGGAGCUCAGCAAGCAGUUUGUCUGCUUCUUCAAGCCAGCUCCAGAGGAGGAACUGAGGCUGCCUAGCAGGGAGGGCUCAAUUGAGGAGAACUUCCUGCAGUUCCUUCAGGGGACUGGCUGUCCCACGGAGUCCUGGGUUUCCCGACCCAUACCCAGCCCCAAGCAGGAGCCACCUGCUGUUGACUUUCGAAUUCCAGGCCAGAUAGCUGAGGAGACCUCAGAGUUCCUGGAACAGCAACUCACUAGUGACAUCAUCAUGUCGGACAGCUAUCUCCAUCCUGCCCCCUCACCACGGCUGGAAUCAUGAUGGACCGCUGGACACUUGGAGAGAUGGAGCUGGGGGUCAGUUAUGAUUGUGAGGACCACCUUGUGGGAUCAGCUUUUCCCAGCUGGCAGGGGCUGGGACUGGGCCUCCACACACAGCUUUCGUUUAGUGUUUCCUGGGUCAUGAACAGAGUCGACAGGAUGGACAUACGACAAAAGCCUUGGACUUGGCUGUGAUCCUUGACUACUGGGGGAGGGAACCCAGGAAUGGUGAGACAGCGACGAGAGAAAAGGGUCACAAAGGACUGUCCUCCCUGAUCUUUCUCCUCAUGGCAGUGACUCCACUUCCAGCCCUCUGGACAAUCGGGUACAACAGACUAAGGUUGGGCAUGGGAAGGGUGGGGUUUCCAUGGUCCAUUAAAUGCCUCCCUACUCUCAUUCAUCGUGCUCAAAAUUAGCUUCAGUGACAAAACUUAAAUCUCUCUCUGAUCUGCAGCCCUGGGUUGGAAAGAGGGCACAGGAGGUGGGCUCAGCAGUUCAUUGACUGAGACUGUAGGAACUGCGUUGGUUGGUAUUGGUGACCAAUGCAUGGAUCAACCAAAUUUUCAAGGGAGGGAGAAUGAUUGCAAACCGGACAGGAUGUGGGAUUAUCUGUCUAUCCCAUUUCCCUUAAUAUAGUCAAGUGACACCAAAGAGUCAGGUCCAGAGGGUGAUGUGAUCUGUAUUUGAACAAUGCCCAGCUCAUUUAAGUAUCCAAGGGGAAAAUGGGCUGGUGGGAGUGGGAUAGUUUCCCCUCUGAAAAGCCAAUAAAUAAUUUUUAUUAUAAAAAUUUAUACUGAUAUCAACAUUUACUCCUUCAGUUCAACUCAAUGCAUGUCUGAAUACCCACUAUUCCCUGGGAGCCACAGAGAGGCUGUGCGGUUGCUGCCUUCAAGGAGUUCGUAGUCUAAUUUGAUCAGAUAUCUUGUAUUUUACAGAGAAUUUAUGGCUGGUAAAGCACUGUAGAAAAUAUUUUAGAAAUAUAUUGGAGAAAUAUCCAGGGUUCUAACUUUUCAGAGGUCAGUCCAUUGCAGCAAAACAUCUAAAUUGAGGCUUCCUGCAGAUUGUGGAAAGUGUAGAGGUUGUAAAAUUCUCUAGUGAAGAAAAGAAAUAAAUGAAACAGGGUAAACAUAGCUCCCCGCCCCCCCAUCCUUUCACCUAGGAAAAUUUCCUGGUUUCUGUCUUCCUACCACUUACUACUCCAGCCUAGUGCCUACUACAUUGAGGAAAUCCCUUAGGAAGAUAGUACAUCCAGGGAAGGGAGUCCUUUGUGAUUAGAAAACAUAUUUGUACCUCCCCCCUCUCUUCCAUUUUAAGAUAAAUUCAUACUGAGGAAUUUCAUUCCUAGAUAGAUGGUGGGGAAAAACUUUUCUUCCUAAAGCCACUGAUCAGCUAGUAGUCCCUAAGAAUUGCCAGAAGGUGGCAGUAUGAGUCCAGGGGAAAUAGGAAAGGGGCAUGUUCUUGGGAGGGGUUGGCAUUAAAUCCUUAAAUGUUGCCUGGUAGCCAUUUUGUUAAUUUAUUUUGCCUUUCCCUUUGGUUUUGCCCUCCAAAUUUUCCUUCAAAUACAUCAAAGAAGAAAGUUUUAAGUGCAAGGAUUUCUCUAAUUCAGAAUGAAAUUUCCUGACACUGAGAUCUCACUAGUGUUUAUUACAGAGUUUGACAUACAUGGGUUCCUUUGCCAUUUAUUUUUCCCUGUCCAAGUGGAUAAUGAAAGAAAAGAGACUCUCUUGUUAUGCUGAGAACUUUCCCAACAAUUUCUAACAUGGUCCUAACAUGGUCACCUUCUACUUUUCUAGUCACCAAAAUGACUUGAUAAAGUCUGAUAAGUAAUCCUUAGCUCUAAAGCUGUUCCUAACAAAACUUGAACUCCCUAAUCCAUUGAAGAAACAUCAGGUUGGGGCAUCUAUCUUGUCAAUUACUUUUUCAUGACUCCUGAUGGUAUUACGGUGACUCCCAAUCUUAUGUGAAAAUUUUAGAUCCUCUCUUGUCACAUCUUCCCAAGUAACGUCAUUUAGGGGCAUGGUAGAAAAGGGGCAAAUUUGGAGUCAGAUCUACUUACUUAUUGUAUGAAUUUGGGAAAGCUGCUUAAUUUCUCUGAGCCUAUUUCCUCAUCUGUAAAAAUGGGGAUAAUAUCACCUACCUCACAGGGUUGUUGUGAGGAUUAAAGAUAUGAAACAUGGA
This is a messenger RNA of Choloepus didactylus (southern two-toed sloth), 4403 nucleotides long. It is a transcript of the gene GPR61, whose product is annotated as G protein-coupled receptor 61. Lineage: Eukaryota; Metazoa; Chordata; Mammalia; Pilosa; Megalonychidae. Gene Ontology annotation, cellular component: signaling receptor complex; endosome; plasma membrane. Gene Ontology annotation, biological process: G protein-coupled receptor signaling pathway. The record is from RefSeq and is a predicted model, not a curated record. Gene Ontology annotation, molecular function: G protein-coupled receptor activity. The coding region runs from base 871 to 2226 and encodes 451 amino acids. The transcript is spliced from 4 exons.